CCCGGCGCGAGGAGAUAUUACAAUGGCGAGCGCUUCCGAAGGCGAACCGACUUCCGUGUGCAUGAAUGCGAUAUUCGCUGUGAAACCCGGUGGCGGUGGUUUGCCUCGGCUCGUGCAACCUGCCCGCUCGUCUCGGAUGUCUCGCCGAGGUGGGCGCGGCUGCCGAUGAGGCAAACAGCCCGAGAUCAUUCGGGGCAUAAAUAGCGGAGCGCUGCGGCACCUUGGAUCGUCGUCCGCAUCUGCCAUUUCAUUGCCGCUUGUGUUGCUUUAACGGCGUCCACUGAUCAAGCAUCGGAGAUGUCUCGCCUUUGUCUCGUGCUCUUGGUCGUCUUUGUCGCUGCGGUGGUCGUCAGCGCAGAUAGGCCCAAGUUCAACUUCAGACCGCGGCCCAGCCGUUUCCGCUAUGAAGUCAAUGCGCAAGCCGGAGGUCGCAAUCCGCACAACUUCCAGGGUGGCGCCGAGGUGCGUGGAGAGUACGACGUCUACCGUGCCAACAACGGUGCCAAAGUGGUUCUGGGCGGCGGCGUCUCCCAGGAUGUGCUUCGGCACGAAGGAAAGACGUACAAGGGCAAGCCGGAGGCCAACGUCGGCGUCGGAGUGGAGAUACCCAUUGGGAAAUGAAACACUGGGUCUUUAGCUAUCUUGAUUAAGUAAGAAAUAGCACCGCCGUGCCAAAGAUAUUGCUCACUCAGCGAGAUAUUUUGAUUGUACAUGUUGUAUAAUAUGACACAAGAAUAAAAUACAUGCCCAAACAAAA
Messenger RNA from Dermacentor silvarum, 757 nucleotides. RefSeq lists its product as uncharacterized. NCBI's taxonomy places the organism in Eukaryota, Metazoa, Arthropoda, Arachnida, Ixodida, Ixodidae. Bases 298 to 621 code for a protein of 107 amino acids. The transcript has 4 exons. The record is from RefSeq and is a predicted model, not a curated record.